Molecule: messenger RNA, 5052 nt
Organism: Camelus dromedarius (Arabian camel)
Lineage: Eukaryota; Metazoa; Chordata; Mammalia; Artiodactyla; Camelidae
Gene: GCLM
Product: glutamate-cysteine ligase modifier subunit
Exons: 7
Coding region: 371-1195 (274 amino acids)
Biological process (GO): glutathione biosynthetic process
Cellular component (GO): glutamate-cysteine ligase complex
Molecular function (GO): enzyme regulator activity; glutamate-cysteine ligase catalytic subunit binding
Source: RefSeq, a predicted model, not a curated record
AGUCGCCCGCGGCUUGGCGCUCCGCGGCCCGCUCGCCGCCCCGCCCCGCCGCGGGACGGGUAACGGUUACGAAGCACUUUCUCGGCCGCGAUUUCUGCUUAGUCAUUGUCUUCCAGGAAACGGCUCCUCAGUUGUGAGUGAACUCUCUCCCUUGCGGCGGCCGCAGGAGCAGGAACCGCGGCCACUGGCGCAUCCUUCCCGGGCCGCCGCUCCGCCGCCGCCGCCGCCCGGCCGCCCUCGGGCCCGAGCGCAGGCCGGGGUCCCGCCGCGCGGGGCGAGCAGCCGCGCGCUCCGCUCUCCGGCCUGCGGGGCGGCCUCCUUCCCCAGCUGCGGCCCCGUCGCCGCCGGGCCCGCUCCGUCGGCCGCUGCUAUGGGCACUCACAGCCGCGCGGCCGGGGCGCUCCUGGCGCGGGCCAGCACCCUGCACCUGCAGACGGGGAACCUGCUGAACUGGGGCCGCCUGCGGAAGAAGUGCCCGUCCACGCACAGCGAGGAGCUUCGAGAUUGUAUCCAAAAGACCUUGAAUGAGUGGAGUUCCCAAAUCAGCCCGGAUUUGGUCAGGGAGUUUCCAGAUGUCUUGGAAUGUACUGUGUCUCAUGCAGUGGAAAAGAUAAAUCCCGAUGAAAGAGAAGAAAUGAAAGUUUCUGCAAAGCUGUUCAUUGUGGGAUCAAACUCUUCAUCAUCAACUAGAAAUGCAGUUGACAUGGCCUGUUCAGUCCUCGGAGUUGCACAGCUGGACUCUGUGAUCAUUGCUUCGCCUCCCAUUGAAGAUGGCGUUAACCUUUCCUUGGAGCAUUUGCAGCCUUACUGGGAGGAAUUACAAAACUUAGUUCACAGCAAAAAGAUCGUUGCUAUAGGCACCUCAGAUCUGGACAAGACCCAGUUGGAGCAGCUGUAUCAGUGGGCACAGGUAAAACCAAAUAGUAACCAAGUUAAUCUUGCCUCCUGCUGUGUGAUGCCGCCUGAUUUAACUGCAUUUGCUAAACAAUUUGACAUACAGCUGUUGACUCAUAAUGAUCCGAAAGAACUGCUUUCGGAAGCAAGCUUCCAGGAAGCUCUUCAGGAGAGCAUCCCCGGCAUCCAGGCGCGGGAGUGGGCGCCGCUGUGGCUGCUGCGGUACUCGGUCAUCGUUAAAAGCAGGGGAGUUAUCAAGUCAAAAGGCUACAUCUUACAGGCUAAGAGGAAGGGUUCUUAACUGCGUCUUAGGAGCACAUCCUGCUGACUUGUAUUUUCCUUGAACGUGAGACAAAGUUGAGAUGUGUACAGUCUAGUUACUGCCUGCAAAUGGUGUCACUGAGGCAGACAUGCUUUCGUUCUAUUUGACUGGCAAGUUUUGAAUACUUCUCUUGCUUCCGUGUCAGUUCACUCACAUGAACCACUGUAUUGUUUUCAUUAAACUAUUGUUUUCUAAUUGAAAUUGUCUAUAAAGAAAACACUUGCAAUAUAUUUUUCCUUUAUUUUUAUGACAAUAGAAAUCAAGAAAAUUUGUUGUUAGAUAUAUUUUGGCCUAGGCAUCAGGUAUAUAUAUUACAUAUUUAUACAUAUUUUUUAUUUCUAAAAAAUUCAUUAAUUACUCCUUACUCUACAGUAUAACUAAGCGACUUAAUUACAAUUGUUAAAACUGAAAUACUGGAAGAUAUUUUUCCUGUCAUUGAUGAGAUGAUUAUUAUCUCAGCAUAACCGGAGUAGCUGGGAUCCACUAGUAGUGUAAAUAAAAUUCCUUUCUUCAGUACAGGAAUGGAAACUUAAAUUUUUUUAUGUGUCCUUGCUUAUAGUUGACAUAUAACGAUUUAACCUUAUAUUCUUGUGCCAUAUUUGCUCUUGCUUAUUACAAAAACAAGCCAAAGUAAAUCUAUAAAGGAGACUAAAAGCUUUGAAAUUAUUGUUUGGGGUUUUUAUAAAAGCAGCUGUUGUCACCUCCAGACUCUUUUUAAUUCUCAGUCUAUCCUUACUAUUUUGCUGCUCAUCAGGAGUGUUCAGUAGGCAUUGAGCACUUACCAUGCGCUGGGCACCGUGGGCUCUGGAGAGGGGCAGGGGCAUGGGGAUGAAGAGUCAGGUGAGUAAAAUGCGCAGCCUUUGCUCCCCGCUGGUAACCGACUGCAGGGGACUAAAAGCCAAAAGAGGGGUGGAAAAAAUACUUAAUUCAGGGCCAGUGUUGUCUAUUUAGGCAACUUUAUUUGAGAUGUGGUCUUAACUAUUUAAAAGCAAAGCAAUAUAACCAAAACUUUAGAGCUAGAAGAGACUAUAGCUCAUUUAAUAUAAUUCCUCAUUAGUUUAAGAACCAGAAAAUAGCAAAUAAGCUGUGAUCUUUGAUGUAUACCAUAGGUCUUUGUAAUUCUAUAAAUUUGUAUCUGUAACCCAAAUAGUUUAAAAAUUUCUUUAAAAAUCUCUCCUAUCUCAACACUUUUAAACCAUGUUAACACAUGGUUUAUAAAAUGAAAUUAAUUAUAUAAUUAUAUAUAUGUAAACUAAUAUAUAAAACUAAUUUUGCCCAAAUGUUUUCAUCUUAGGAAAAAGAGCUGUGGUUCCAUAUUCAAAAUAAAUACAGUAGACUUUUUUCCUAUCCUAAGUAAGGGUUUAUAGUUUACUAGUUGGAUAAUUUGAUCAUUAGAAUUGUAAUGUGAAAUCAGCUGAUUUACCUGCUAAGACUUGCUUAGACUUUGAGCCUCCUAAAGCUUUAUAUAGCCUUUAUAUUAAUUGUAUGUAAUGUUGUUAAGUGUGUGUAAUUAACUUUUUUAUUUGGAAAUGUACAACAUUUUUUCAUGUAACCUAAGUGUUUAAACAAAUGCUCAUUUUAAUUUUAGCCUAUACAGUGAAUUGGCCAAAAUAUUUUAAGAGGGAACUUUAAUAUCACAUUAUUUUUUAAUACCUUGGACUACAAAAAUGGACUAUUUGAAAGGUUAUUUUGAAAAUAGGAAACAAGGUAUAUUGUUAAUAUAUGCAGACUUGAGCAGGAGCUGUUUUGUGUUUUUCCCCCUACUCUUGACAAAGAAGCAAGAUUAUGGAUUCAUUUUGUGAAGGGGAUCAUGUAUGGCAUUUUAAAAUGUGUUUUGUCUUUGUUUUGCUUCUGUACCUUUAAUUUCUGUUAUUGAAUAACCUUUUGUUUAGAAACUGAUUUUUUUAAGGACUUAUCAUUUCUAAGGUGAUAAGCGUUUCUCUUCUUGGUGAACCAUCAAUAUAGUGACUGCUUCUCAAAUACUUAAGGACUUAAUGUUUAAAAAGCCAUAAAAUAAAAGAGUGGUAAUACUACCAAAUAAUUGCUGAAAGCUAAGUUACUGAUAGUAUAUAUAACAGAUAUUUUUCUGGGGAGAUGUGUAUCCAGCGACCCAAGGUAGAAAGAAUUUAUAUAAUUUUUUUCCCAGUAAACAUGACAAGAAGCCACAGCUUAUUAUUAAAUGUCCAAAAUACACUGGAGCCUUACUUUAACACAGCGUACUGUAACUUGGAAUUCGUCCUGUGAUUAGUCUAUCUUGAAUUCUCAUCUGAGAAACUGUAGUCAACAAAAGGAGCAAGAUGUCUUACAAAAGUUGUUCACAUGGUAUAAAUUCUGAAGACCACAUUGUGCCAGUGUGAUAAUAGAGUAUCCAUUUAGGAAUGGCCAGUGCUAGAACUUGAAUCACAAGUAAUAGCUAAUAAUUUUCCCAUUCACAGAUAAGAUCACUCAGACAGCUAUUUGUGAAAUGGAAAUUGAAGUUACUCUAUUUUGAAUGAGUGGUUCAGACUUUUCCCUACCAGAGCUAAGCAGAAACUGAAAUAGGAUCCUCGAUUUUCAGUGAUAAAAGGUCUAUGGCUCAUUUAAGUAUGUCUCUUUUUAGAACAGAUUUUUUUUCUAACUUUUCCACCCAGCCUUUUUAAUAUUUGGGAAUGUAAGCAAUUGAUAUAUUUAUUGUAUACUGGCCAACAAUUCAUCUUUCUGCCAAAUGUACAUUUAGAGAAAUCUGAAGUUGUUUUAAUUAGAAUUUAAUCUAUUGUGUUUUCAUACUCAAAUAUACCAACUUAUGAUUCCAAACCUAUUUUUUUCCCAAAAUUCCUAACGUACCAGAACUUGUACCUGUUGUUUCCCCAUAAAGUUGGUGGCGGGAUAUGUCAGUUUUAUUUUUAAAAAAUAUGUACUAUAACUUUCAUUAAUACUUUCUAUAGUUUUCAGAGUUAGAAAUAUACCUAGGAGGGGAAAAUGUUUUAAUUAGAUAAUUCUACUUUUAUGUGUCUGUAGUAGUAUACUAUAAAAUAAAUGCAAAAUAUAAAGCAUUAUUAAAUGUUUUUAAUUUUACCUAUAUUAUCAAUUAAGAUAAAGUGUUAGUUGUACAUUUUUUAAUUGAGUUGUUUCAAUAGUUGGAAGCAUACUGGAACAUUAUAUUGAUUUUGAACUAUUUGAACUCAAACUUAGCGUGAUUUGAAAAUAAAUUAUGAAAAAAAUUUAAAUAUCCAGGCCAUAAAAUUAUUCAUACAUUCAUUCAGCAAAGAUUUAUUGAAUGCCUCCUGUGUGUCAGGCAUUGUACAAGGUGCCGGCAGAUAGACACAGAGAUGAAAACAGCCCUAUCUUCAAGGAGCAGAUAAGUAUACUUGGAGAGGGAGAGAGAUCUGUAUGUGAAUGAGAGCAGUGAACAGGUGGCUGCAUCUGUUAAUGAUGGAAGCGGUAAAAAGGGAGUGGGGAAAUGGGGAAGGAAUGGGGCCACCAGGAAGCAGGGUAAGGACAAGAAGUCUCCCCCACAGAAACAAGUGUUAGAGUAAGAUCCGAGGAUGGGGCGUGGGGUGUGCCUGCUGUGUAAAUUUGCUUAUAUUGAAUGGUGAACAGUUUAUGUGUAAACUUCAGAAAUUCAGUGAAAACACUUUAAGAGCUUGUUCUUAUCAGAUAGAAAGGAAUGGCUUCUGGUGAGACUUGUAAGAGUAGGUGAGGUUUGAAAAGUCACAUUUUGUAAAAGACAAAAACUUGCCCCAAUCCCCUAAAUAUAUUAGGAUAUGGCUGUAUGUGGUGUGCCUGUCAGAAAAGUCAAAGAAAACCUUAACAUGUAUCCCUCAACAACGAAUAAAAGUGUAAAAUGUCAUGCAAGA